AUGGGGGUGGACGGCGAAGGCGGCUUCUGCUCCUCCUCUUCGGCCGGCUUUGCAAAAGGCCCCGAUCCUCCUCUUCCUCCUGCGCCUCGGGGGCAACUCACCCGCCUUCCCCGGGGGCUGCUGGGGGAGAGCUGCGUCCCGAUCCGCGGCGCUGGCUGCCCCCCGAGGAGGAGCCUCUGCCGCCGCCUCCUUCCUCCUCCUCCUCCUCCUCCGGAGGUUCUAAAACGGAACAAACGGAAACGGCAACUCGUCGACUUCCGACGCCCGGCAGGACGCAGCGCAAAGGGGUCCGGGCUGCAGAGAGGCGAGGGCGGCGGUGUACUUUCUUUUCUUGCCCCCUCCGCGCUUGCAUUUUGCAGGCGUCGCGUCUUGCAGAUCGGAGGACUCAUGUCUGCUGUUUGGCUCCAGGUUGGACAGUGCGGCAACCAGAUUGGACAGGCAUGGUGGGAAGCUGUUACCCGGUCCAGAAGCAGAGAUGCCAACCUGUACCCGUUCUCCUCCCUUGAUGGCAAGCUGAGUGCUAUCUGUGUCGACAGUGAGCCAAAGGUGGUCAAGACGCUGCAGAAGCGAAUCCCGAGAGGAUCAUUCAGAGAGUCCAACCUCAUCGUGGGGAAGCAAGGAAGAGGCAACAACUGGGCCUAUGGGUAUCACGGCGUCCGUUCCGAGGGGGAGCAGAGCUUAUCCCACAGGACCAUGGAGAGCCUGAGGAAGGAGGUGGAGCGCAGGGACUGCUAUAGCGGGGUGGUCCUCUUUCACAGCCUCAGCGGGGGGACUGGAGCAGGGCUCAGUUCCCGCUUGUGCGAAGCCAUCCGGGACGAGUACCCCGUGGGACACAUCCUGGCGGUCUCAGUGGCGCCUCACCAAGCCGGCGAGAGCCCUCUUCAGCACUACAACGCUUUGCUCUGCCUUUCCUGGCUCCAGAGGUAUACAGACGGCAUCCUCCUGUUCCACAACGACGAGGUGCUGAAGCGCGCAGCAACCCUGCAGGAGAAGGCGGCCGCUGAAGGCGGGCAGCAAGUUCCCCUCUCCGCCAUGAACGCCUAUCUCGCUUCUUGCCUCACGGCGUUUCUCUACCCGCUCGAGAUUUUCACAACCCAAAGUGGGAUUAGCCUGGGCAUGGAACCGUGGGAGCUUCUGAGAGCCACCUGCCCUGGGCCAGGCCUGAAAUUCCUGCACACGGCCCAAGCCAGCACCAGGGGAACAGUCUUUUGGGACAGCCUGGCAUCUUCCGUGACACAGUCCAUUUCUCGCGAGUCUCCCUCUGGGCACCCCCACUGCAGCUCAGGGCUUCUGGCCGUGGCCCGCGGCCUCCAGGAAGACGCUUUCCUCGUCGGCUGCAAGUCGGUGCUGAGGAAGCUGAAGCAGGCGUACCGCUGCGUGCCCUGGAAUCCCUUCCCCGCCACUUACUGGACAGACCCGGUCAGCCUCGGGGCUCUCGGCCGCAACAGCCACACCUUAACUGUCUGCGCCAACCACAGCAGCUCGGCCGACCGCCUGCAGAGGGUGGAGCAGCGAGCCUGGCAGAUGUACAAGAGCAAGGCCUACCUGCACUGGUACUGGCGGCACGGCUGCGAGGAAGGGGACUUUGAGCAGGGCUUCGAGACACUCCGCUCCAUCGUGGAGGAUUACAGCCACCUCGGGGAUUGACCUGGACGCUUUGCAAUGCACACAGCCGCGUUUUGCAAG
This is a messenger RNA of Heteronotia binoei (common prickly gecko), 1686 nucleotides long. RefSeq names its product tubulin delta chain-like. The record is from RefSeq and is a predicted model, not a curated record. Gene Ontology annotation, cellular component: cytoplasm; microtubule. Lineage: Eukaryota; Metazoa; Chordata; Lepidosauria; Squamata; Gekkonidae. The transcript is spliced from 11 exons. Gene Ontology annotation, molecular function: GTP binding; structural constituent of cytoskeleton. Bases 1 to 1647 code for a protein of 548 amino acids. Gene Ontology annotation, biological process: mitotic cell cycle; microtubule cytoskeleton organization.